Messenger RNA from Closterium sp. NIES-65, 4413 nucleotides. The record is from the annotation of a GenBank genome assembly. NCBI's taxonomy places the organism in Eukaryota, Viridiplantae, Streptophyta, Zygnematophyceae, Desmidiales, Closteriaceae.
AUGUUCAUUGAAUUUUCUUUCCUCACAGUCAGUGAGGCGGACGGCUCCACCUUUCUGGAUGACGUGGCAGCCAAUCCAGCCUCGUUACAGCUGGCGCACAGUGUAACAAAAGAGAUCCUCUCUCUCCUGCACGCCACUGCCAUCGCCAACGUUCACCUCACAGCCCGCCUCCUCUCCCGCCACACGCCCUCCUCCUCCUCUGCCUCCUUCCCCCCACCACACGCGCCACUCCCCUGGGGGCGGCUGAGUGUGAACGUGCUGCGGGCGGCGGAGGUGCUUUCAGACGACUCCAGCUUCCGCCCCUUCUUCAUGCUGCAUGCCGCGCCUCUUCUUGUGCAUCUGCUCGCCCUCCCGUCGCCUGCCUUUGCCUCACGCUGGCUAUACGGCCCGCUCACGCGGGCCCUUGUGGCCCGAGAGGCCGACGCCUUCGUCCUCUUCCGCCCCUUCCCUUCGCUCGGCCUCGCCCUCCAUCUCACCCACUCACGCUCACACUCCCUCAACUGCUGCUCCUCACCCUUGCACCGCACCUGUGCUGUCGCUCCUGCUGUGCCCGGCCAUGGGGAGGAGAAUAGGAAGGGGGGUGAAGGGGCGGGGAGUGGCAAAUGUGGGUUGAGCGGUGUGGAGGAUUCGACAGAGACGCUUUCUUCUGGCCCAUUCUCGUUUUCUGAGGGAGGGCUUGUGGCUGUAACGAGGGCUGCUUAUAAGGAGGCAGCUGGGUCGAAAAGCCGCAGUGGCAGCAGGGGCAGUAGAGAAAGGGGGGUUGGUCCACGAGAUGGCAGAAGUGUUGGGAAGCUUCGAGGAAACUUUCAGUUUUGCCGAGUUGAUGAACAGAUGGUGGGAAGGAAGAGAAAGAAGGAGAGUGAGAAAAGGAAGCGAGGGAGUGAUGAAGGCAAGGAAGAGAGUGACUGGGCGGAGGGGGUGAUAUGGUUGGAGGGAGGGGAGGGUGGGGUAGCAGCAGAGGCAGACGGGGUGGGUGGGUGGGCGUGGAAUGGGAGAGCAGCGAAGGCGCAGGGAGGAGGGAGGAGUGGGGUGGGAAGGGGAGGGGGGGAAGAGGGUGGAGGUGCGGUUGGAGGUGCCGGGGGCGAGGGCGGGGUGGGGAGUGGGUGGCAGAGUGUGGUGCUGCUGGUGAAGCUGUUCGCCAAUCUGCACUGCUUUGACCCCAACCUCUGCCCUGGCGAGCAGCGCCACCAGUUCCUCAACCUCGUUGUCUCUGCCAUCCGCCACCAGGAACCUUUCUCGCCCGCACCUGGGGAGGGCGCAGCUGGAGAGGGCGCAGCUGGGGAGGGCGCAGCUGGGGAGGGCGCAGCUGGGGAGGGCGCAGCUGGGGAGGGCGCAGCUGGGGAGGGUGCACCGCAUGGGGGCGGCAGCGACGUGGUGGCGGAAAGGGAGGGGCAGAGGGGGCGAGCAGAGGCAGAGGCGGCAGUGGGCUUGUGCGAGAACUUGUAUUCACUCAUAGACUUCGCUGCCACCAUGCCCGUAACCCAUGUCAGCGAUGAUGACGUGAUCCUCAUCAGUCAGUUCGCCAGUGCCCUGCACGCUGCCAUCUGCCCCCACCCCUCGCCUCACCAGCACGAGGAUGCAGCAGUGAAAACGGUGGGGGAGCGGCACGGGGCGUGGCUGGCUGCUUUACAGGGGAGGUGGGACGGGCAGGAGCGGUGGCAGCGACUGCAGCCGGCACAUGAGGAGGAUGAUGGCGGGGAUGGGGGUACUCUGCCUGUGCUCCACUCCCAGACUCUGCCUGUGCUCCACUCCCAGACUCUGCCUGUGCUCCACUCCCAGACUCUGCCUGUGCUCCACUCCCAGACUCUGCCUGUGCUCCACUCCCAGACUCUGCCUGUGCUCCACUCCCAGACUCUGCCUGUGCUCCACUCCCAGACUCUGCCUGUGCUCCACUCCCAGACUCUGCCUGUGCUCCACUCCCAGACUCUGCCUGUGCUCCACUCCCAGACUCUGCCUGUGCUCCACUCCCAGACUCUGCCUGUGCUCCACUCCCAGACUCUGCCUGUGCUCCACUCCCAGACUCUGCCUGUGCUCCACUCCCAGACUCUGCCUGUGCUCCACUCCCAGACUCUGCCUGUGCUCCACUCCCAGACUCUGCCUGUGCUCCACUCCCAGACUCUGCCUGUGCUCCACUCCCAGACUCUGCCUGUGCUCCACUCCCAGACUCUGCCUGUGCUCCACUCCCAGACUCUGCCUGUGCUCCACUCCCAGACUCUGCCUGUGCUCCACUCCCAGACUCUGCCUGUGCUCCACUCCCAGACUCUGCCUGUGCUCCACUCCCAGACUCUGCCUGUGCUCCACUCCCAGACUCUGCCUGUGCUCCACUCCCAGACUCUGCCUGUGCUCCACUCCCAGACUCUGCCUGUGCUCCACUCCCAGACUCUGCCUGUGCUCCACUCCCAGACUCUGCCUGUGCUCCACUCCCAGACUCUGCCUGUGCUCCACUCCCAGACUCUGCCUGUGCUCCACUCCCAGACUCUGCCUGUGCUCCACUCCCAGACUCUGCCUGUGCUCCACUCCCAGACUCUGCCUGUGCUCCACUCCCAGACUCUGCCUGUGCUCCACUCCCAGACUCUGCCUGUGCUCCACUCCCAGACUCUGCCUGUGCUCCACUCCCAGACUCUGCCUGUGCUCCACUCCCAGACUCUGCCUGUGCUCCACUCCCAGACUCUGCCUGUGCUCCACUCCCAGACUCUGCCUGUGCUCCACUCCCAGACUCUGCCUGUGCUCCACUCCCAGACUCUGCCUGUGCUCCACUCCCAGACUCUGCCUGUGCUCCACUCCCAGACUCUGCCUGUGCUCCACUCCCAGACUCUGCCUGUGCUCCACUCCCAGACUCUGCCUGUGCUCCACUCCCAGACUCUGCCUGUGCUCCACUCCCAGACUCUGCCUGUGCUCCACUCCCAGACUCUGCCUGUGCUCCACUCCCAGACUCUGCCUGUGCUCCACUCCCAGACUCUGCCUGUGCUCCACUCCCAGACUCUGCCUGUGCUCCACUCCCAGACUCUGCCUGCGCCUCUUCUUGUGCAUCUGCUCGCCCUCCCGUCGCCUGCCUUUGCCUCACGCUGGCUAUACGGCCCGCUCACGCGGGCCCUUGUGGCCCGAGAGGCCGACGCCUUCGUCCUCUUCCGCCCCUUCCCUUCGCUCGGCCUCGCCCUCCAUCUCACCCACUCACGCUCACACUCCCUCAACUGCUGCUCCUCACCCUUGCACCGCACCUGUGCUGUCGCUCCUGCUGUGCCCGGCCAUGGGGAGGAGAAUAGGAAGGGGGGUGAAGGGGCGGGGAGUGGCAAAUGUGGGUUGAGCGGUGUGGAGGAUUCGACAGAGACGCUUUCUUCUGGCCCAUUCUCGUUUUCUGAGGGAGGGCUUGUGGCUGUAACGAGGGCUGCUUAUAAGGAGGCAGCUGGGUCGAAAAGCCGCAGUGGCAGCAGGGGCAGUAGAGAAAGGGGGGUUGGUCCACGAGAUGGCAGAAGUGUUGGGAAGCUUCGAGGAAACUUUCAGUUUUGCCGAGUUGAUGAACAGAUGGUGGGAAGGAAGAGAAAGAAGGAGAGUGAGAAAAGGAAGCGAGGGAGUGAUGAAGGCAAGGAAGAGAGUGACUGGGCGGAGGGGGUGAUAUGGUUGGAGGGAGGGGAGGGUGGGGUAGCAGCAGAGGCAGACGGGGUGGGUGGGUGGGCGUGGAAUGGGAGAGCAGCGAAGGCGCAGGGAGGAGGGAGGAGUGGGGUGGGAAGGGGAGGGGGGGAAGAGGGUGGAGGUGCGGUUGGAGGUGCCGGGGGCGAGGGCGGGGUGGGGAGUGGGUGGCAGAGUGUGGUGCUGCUGGUGAAGCUGUUCGCCAAUCUGCACUGCUUUGACCCCAACCUCUGCCCUGGCGAGCAGCGCCACCAGUUCCUCAACCUCGUUGUCUCUGCCAUCCGCCACCAGGAACCUUUCUCGCCCGCACCUGGGGAGGGCGCAGCUGGAGAGGGCGCAGCUGGGGAGGGCGCAGCUGGGGAGGGCGCAGCUGGGGAGGGCGCAGCUGGGGAGGGCGCAGCUGGGGAGGGUGCACCGCAUGGGGGCGGCAGCGACGUGGUGGCGGAAAGGGAGGGGCAGAGGGGGCGAGCAGAGGCAGAGGCGGCAGUGGGCUUGUGCGAGAACUUGUAUUCACUCAUAGACUUCGCUGCCACCAUGCCCGUAACCCAUGUCAGCGAUGAUGACGUGAUCCUCAUCAGUCAGUUCGCCAGUGCCCUGCACGCUGCCAUCUGCCCCCACCCCUCGCCUCACCAGCACGAGGAUGCAGCAGUGAAAACGGUGGGGGAGCGGCACGGGGCGUGGCUGGCUGCUUUACAGGGGAGGUGGGACGGGCAGGAGCGGUGGCAGCGACUGCAGCCGGCACAUGAGGAGGAUGAUGGCGGGGAUGGGGGUGUGGAAGAGGCAUAA